Messenger RNA from Chenopodium quinoa (quinoa), 2049 nucleotides. RefSeq names its product tRNA (guanine(26)-N(2))-dimethyltransferase-like. Gene Ontology annotation, cellular component: nucleus. Lineage: Eukaryota; Viridiplantae; Streptophyta; Magnoliopsida; Caryophyllales; Amaranthaceae. The coding region runs from base 34 to 1314 and encodes 426 amino acids. The record is from RefSeq and is a predicted model, not a curated record. Gene Ontology annotation, molecular function: RNA binding. The transcript has 6 exons. Gene Ontology annotation, biological process: tRNA N2-guanine methylation.
CCAAAAUUUCUCAAAAAUUCGUUAUCUCCAAAAAUGCAAACUUUUUCAUUUUCACCCUUUAUCUUCAAUCUUCCAAAACCCCAAAUUCCACCCUCUUUUAUCCCCAAAUGUCAUUCAUCGAUUCAAUCCACCGAUUACGAAACCGAAAGGGGUCUCCAAUUUCAAGUGGGUGAUUCCUUCUUUCGACACGAGAGCUUCAUAGGCCGGGACCUCGGGGUCCUUUCUGCCGCCCACUACAAGCGUUCGAACCCCGAAUUACGGGUUCUCGAUGCAAUGUGUGGCUGUGGGGUGCGGUCGCUUCGGUACUUAGCCGAAUCGGGGGCCGAUUUUGUGUUAGUUAAUGAUGCAAAUGAGGAAAACAGGGGAUUGAUAAUGGAUAAUUUGUCUCAAAUUCCGAAGAAUUUAGAGGGUAAAAAGAAAUGGGUAAUUACCCAUUUAGAUGCUAAUAGAGUAAUGAGUGAGUGUUAUCUACAAAGGGAUUUUUUCGAUUUCAUUGAUGUUGACUCAUUUGGUAGUGAUUCAAGCUUCUUGAGAUCGGCUUUUAAUGCUAUAAAAAUGGAUGGUUUGGUUUAUGUUACCUCAACUGAUGGCUACUCGGCUGGAGGACAUCGUCCCCAUAAUUCUCUAGCUUCUUAUGGAGCUUAUAUUAGGCCAAUGCCUUAUCCAAACGAGAUUGGCUUAAGAAUGCUAGUAGGAGGUGCAGUUCGUGAAGCUUGUGUGAUGGGAUACCAUGUCACUCCUCUCUUUUCAUACUACUCUUACCAUGGACCUGUGUUUCGAGUUAUGUUACGAGUUAGCCGUGGGAGGCUAAUUGACAUGAGACAUUAUGGAUUCAUAAGCUACUGUCGUGAUUGUGGAAAUUCUCAGACAUUUACCUGGCAAGAACUUGGAAAGAUCUGUUGCUCCAACUGCAGCACUAAGCCGCCUUCUGGUGGUUCACUUGUUGUCUCAGGGCCCCUUUGGACUGGACCACUCCAUGAUGGUGCCUACCUUGCAGAGUUAUUAGAUCUGGCUCGACAAUGGGGGUGGAUAGGUAAUGGCAUGGGCCUCGAGUUGGAGAAAGUCAUUAACCUGAUGAUUGGUGAAAGCGAUCCAAAAUUACCAUCAGGUUAUAUCAAAAUAGAUCAGAUAGCUAAACGUGCAAAAGUAAAUUCUCCGUCCCUCAGAAGUUUGAUAAGCACCCUGCAGAAGGAGGGUUAUGCUGCUAGCAGAUCCCAUAUUGUAUCAAACGCGAUCAAGACAAAUUGUCCAAUGACUACUUGCAUUAGUAUUGCAAAGGACCUUAACAAUUCGACAACUACAACCCAAGCAUGAAGCAGACCGGAGUUAAACUUACAAGUUAUUGGUCCAUAAUAAGACGUGCAGUUGGGAGUUCCAACAAGAAGAAAAGCAAGAUGAUGUAGCUUGGCAAAUCUCAGGCAACACAUCUUGAUUCAGCGGACAGCCGGACACCAGUGCAAAAGGCAGACAAUUCUGAUCCAGUUGUGGCAUAAAACAGAAGAGGGAUUGGAUUAACUGAGGACUCACACAGAACUGACUUUAAGUACAAACUCUUUACCUUCAGUAGGUACAAGGGAAUGCACGAGAAGGUGACAGUUUCAGCUCCAUUGUUCGGAUGUUUAGUUGUCCUUGUAAAUGUACAUGUACUUGAACUGACAGACAGCAAAUUUUGUCUUAAAAAAAUAUUUUUAAGGCUUAAGCACCAGAUAGAAAAUUUCACCUAUGCAUAAAACCUCAGUGUCCCACCUACAUUUGAAUUGAUAAUAACAAAUAUUUUGGUGGUGCUACAGCCAGAUACAACCAAGUAUAACUCAUUGGAUUCAUAAUUGUGGUAAAUUUUGUUGGUAAUAUGAACAAUUGGUCUGUCUUUGGUGGAAGUGAUUCUUAUUUAAUUUAGCUUGUAAUUCUAGUUAAUCUUGUACCUACAUUCACUGUAUUCUUUGAGUUCAGAAUAGGCUUUGAGCUGUCCAUAGAAGCUUGGCAUUGUGAAAUGUUCAUGGUCCAUUUCGCCUAAGCAAAUACUACCUCUAAAGUGUCAUUUUAACUUGA